ACAGAACCUUUAGUCAAGUAUAAACAAUCUGAACUAUACAUCUAGUGGUAAUCUUCUUAGGUCAUUGCGAUGCUUCAUUUUGUUAUUUUGUUUGUUAUUUAUUUUUUAUAUAUACUUCUCAUGGUUGCAAUGUCUGAAUUUAAAUGACAACGGAAAGUUCGGAAUAUCUGAUAGAUGUUUCUGACUCGUUUGCAUAUUCAUCGCUGAUCAGAAGAAAAUGAUUUAAUGUUACUAUUCUUUAUCUGUUGUGGAGGGUGUGCAAAAUUCUCUUUAUGUUUCUGCCUGUAGAGAUGGUACAGAAGUGGACUUUUAGUUGAUAAUUCACCACAUUCUCGAAAGAGAUGAUGCAAAGCUUACAUGUUUAGAUACACCACAAUCUCAUAAGAGGUGAUGCAAAGCUUUACAUGUUUAGAUACACCUAUAUAGAUGAUGCAGAAAUGGACUUUUAGCUGAUAAUUCACCACAAUAUUCUCAUUAUUUUUUAUUCAUUUCUUGGAUAUCCUUAAGCCUUCCAUUGUGUUAGAAUUGCUGUCCUCCCGAAGGAGAGUCUCCUAAAAAUCAAUGUCCUAAAACUUUAUGCAAUAUUGUUUACAAAUUUCUUACUACUCAUAUAAAGCUCUUCUUAUGCAAUUUAAUAAAUAAAAAAUAAUCUUUUUUUUUUAUCUCAAGUAAACACAUCACCAUUACCCAGGAGUUGACCCAUGACACUGUGUGGGAAGAAUCCAACAUGAGAUGGAUUGGCAAUGAACUUGAUGCAUUGCUAAAACCAAAAUAAUUAGAAGCAUGAACUGGGCUCCUUGCUAAAAUCCAGGAUAUCAUUGAGCCCUCGAUUUCUCAUUGCAGAAAUAACAUUGUAUGAUCUAAUCUUCUCAUUAUUUAGGUUUUAGCAGUGGACCAAGUUCGUGCUUGUCCAAAUCAUGAUGGAUUGGCAAUUGACCAGCCAUGGGCUAAACAACUGCAGCUCCCCGUGACCACCGCCUCUUUUGUUUGUAUCAAGUUAACAUCAUAUGCCUACGGUAGCAGCGACCUUGUUGUUAGCAUCAGCUGUCGCAGCAGCAGCAGCAGCAGCGGCAAUAUCGAAGCCAGGAUGCCCGAGCAAGUGCGGCGAAGUAGACAUCCCCUACCCGUUCGGCAUCGGGACCGACUGCUCCAUGGAAGGCUUCGACAUCACUUGCAAUGACACCACCGAUCCUCCAAAACCUUUCAUAGCUGUAGGAAACAUCGAAAUCCUCAACGUCUCCUUGGUUGAUCACGAGUUAAGCGUGCACAUCUACAUGGUUGGUCAGUGCUACGAGCAAUCUGGUAAUUACUCAACGACAAGCCUGGCCCUGCCAUUCUUGUUCUCGGCCGCCAGCAACAAGUUCACCGUCGUCGGUUGCUCCACUCUCGCCUACGUCGUAGGCCAAAACGUGAAAGGCAACACUUACGCGAGCGGCUGCGUGUCCUACUGCGACGACGCCGGUGGCGUUUCGGAGGGGCCGGGUUGCGAUGGCAUGGGUUGCUGCCAAACUUCCAUACCCAAGUCGCUCAGCAAUUUUACCGCCUACUUCAGUGAUUCCUUAAACAACAGUGAGGUGGCGAGCUUCAGUCCCUGUAGCUAUGCCUUCGUAGCCGAUCAAGAUUGGUUCCGCUUCAAUAAAUCCACCCUCUUCCCUGAUUUCGGCGACGAGACCAAUUACCAGGUUCCUGUGCUGCUGGACUGGGCGAUGCGCAACCACUCGUCGUGCCGGGAUGCUGAAGCUGACUACCCUAACUACGCCUGCCGCAGCGCUAACAGCGACUGCUUGAAUUCCACCAAUGGCCCCGGGUACUUAUGCAAGUGUUCCCAAGGAUACACAGGCAAUCCCUAUCUCGAGGGUGGAUGCCAAGAUAUCGACGAGUGCGAACUUUCUCAGCUGUAUCCAUGCUUCGGAGUUUGCAGCAAUAUACAGGGAGGCUACCUCUGCACAUGCCCUCCUGGCACGCAUGGUAAUGCCACCAAAGACACUUGUAUCGGCAACUCAUCCAAAUUUCCAUUACCGGCGCGGCUGGUUAUAGGUUUCAGCGUGUUCUUUGUGGUAUUAGUUGCCCUGGUUUCUAGUGCAAUCAUAUGUACCCAAAAGUUGAAACUCAAACGAGAAAGAGACACUUUCUUCAAGAAAAAUGGGGGAUUCAAGUUGUACGAAGAAAUCCUAUCCAAAAAGGUGGACACCGUUCAAGUAUUCACCGAGGAGGAGCUACAACGAGCCACAGACAACUUCGACGACAAAGGAGUCAUCGGCUGCGGCGGGUACGGCAUGGUGUACCGGGGAAUCUUGGACAACCAACGAACGGUGGCGAUAAAGAAGUCGAAGAAGGUCGACGAGCGACAGAAGGACGAGUUCGUCAACGAGAUCAUCGUUCUUUCUCAGAUCAACCACCGGCAUAUAGUAAGGCUACUGGGCUGUUGCUUGGAGCUGGAUGUUCCCAUGCUGGUCUACGAGUACAUCUCCAACGGCAGCCUGUUCGACGUGCUCCACCCUGAGCACUACACCUCGCCCCUCCCCUUGCAAGCUCGCCUAACGAUCGCUGAGCAGGCCGCGGAAGCGCUCGCCUACUUGCACUCGGCGACCAACCGGUCCAUCAUUCACGGGGACGUCAAGUCCCACAACAUACUGCUGGACGACGACCUCUCCGCCAAAGUGUCCGACUUCGGAGCGUCUCAGCUCGUCCCCAUGGACGAAGACGAGUUCAUCAUGUUCGUGCAGGGAACGUUAGGUUACUUGGACCCCGAGUGCAUGCAGACCCGCCGGCUGACGGAUAGAAGCGACGUGUACAGCUUCGGGGUCGUCCUCCUGGAGUUGAUCACAGGCAAGAAGGCGAUCUACGCCGACGAUGCUGGGGAAAAGAGGAGCCUGGCGACAAGUUUCCUCGUGAUGAUGAAGGAGCAGAGGCUGAGGGACAUACUGGAUAACAAAAUGAUCGGGGAAGGCGGAGAGCGGUUGCUGGGGGAGGUUGUGGCCAUUGCCAAGGAGUGCCUGAGCGUGAAGGGAGAAGAGCGGCCGUCCAUGAAGGAAGUAGCAGAGCGACUGCAUUCUUUGAGAAGGUUAAGGCUGCAACCGAGGGAGGAAUAUGAUCAGGGAGCGAUCGAAAUGGUAAAAGCUGAAGAGACAAGAAGAUGCACGGAGACGGAUACCAGCGGUUAUCAUAUUCUGGAUAGCAGCACGCUGCUGAACAACGUCGACGCCGGGAGAUGACGAAGUUGCUUCCUCCAUCUCCUCCUCCGAGCCAUAGAUAUAGUUCCAUUACAAGACGUCGUGUGGUACCAAUAGAUCUUUACAGAGUGAACUCGAUGAUUUUUAUGUGAUAAUUAUAAUCCUUGGCAAUUUCGCCCCUUGGAAAGUCGGAUGCAUAGAUCAUUUGAUAGGAUUUGUCUUUUAGCAUAUUUAUUACCGUAGUAAAAGAAAUGAUCAAUCUGUAAGACAUUAAAUGUAGAAAUCAAAUGCUUACUCCAUUAACCAUAGGGUAGUGGGGGGAGGGAUGCGUCCCAUGUUGGCAGGGAAGGAACACUGUUUUCUCCUUCAGCACAGAGAUAAAAGUACUUAUGUGAAACACAAGUCUCUAUCAACUACAAAGAGAGUUACAUCCAUAAGAUGCCCUAUCUCGCAAUGUCGAUUGAUGAUACUGAC
Musa acuminata AAA Group (dessert banana) is the source of this 3647-nucleotide messenger RNA. Its product is annotated as wall-associated receptor kinase 5-like. Lineage: Eukaryota; Viridiplantae; Streptophyta; Magnoliopsida; Zingiberales; Musaceae. The coding region runs from base 1008 to 3215 and encodes 735 amino acids. The record is from RefSeq and is a predicted model, not a curated record. Gene Ontology annotation, biological process: cell surface receptor signaling pathway; protein phosphorylation. Gene Ontology annotation, cellular component: plasma membrane. The transcript has 4 exons. Gene Ontology annotation, molecular function: ATP binding; polysaccharide binding; protein serine/threonine kinase activity.